CCGCCCGCUUACGAGCAGCCUUAUUCUCGAAGGCGGCCUGCGCCGCAGAGGGCUCGCGGCGAGAGGAGGCGGAGGCGCGGCAGCGCUGUCUGCGCGGGGGGGAGCGAUUCUGGAAGCCGGGCUGCGCUGUCUGCGUGGCGGGCGCGCCGUGUAGCGGCGGGGGGCAGCCGCCGCCUCCCCCGCCCGGCGGCUGUACGCCGUUUGCGUAGCGUGCCCCAAGAUGGCGUCGCGGUCGUCGUCGUUGGCGGUGGCCGGAGCGUUGGCAGCGGCGGCGGAGCGGCUGGAAGUGAAGGGCGGGAUGAGGCGGGCGAAAGGCGGCAGCGCAUAGCGGGCGGCUCCCGGCCUGCGGGAGACAGAGCGAGACCGAGAAAGAGACUGUCACGGGGAGGCGGCCCCCUCUGUCCCCCCGUCCUUCCCGCCCGCCCCUCGCGGGAGCCCCGGCGGGUCCUGCCCGCCCCCGCCCUCUAGGCCGCGGCCCCGCCGUCCUGCGGCCUCCCCCGCGGCCGCCCCUCGGAGCGGAGGAUGAUGAAGCUCAAGUCCAACCAGACGCGCACCUACGACGGGGACGGCUACAAGAAGCGGGCGGCCUGCCUGUGCUUCCGCAGCGAGAGCGAGGAGGAGGUGCUGCUGGUGAGCAGUAGUCGUCAUCCCGACCGAUGGAUCGUGCCCGGGGGCGGCAUGGAGCCCGAAGAAGAGCCCAACGUGGCCGCUGUGCGAGAAGUCUGUGAAGAGGCUGGCGUGAAAGGGACGUUAGGAAGAUUAGUGGGAAUUUUUGAGGCAGGCACAAAGCGAGGAGCUGCGCGUGAGGUGCGGCAGCGUCCCGCGCGGCAGUGUCCAGCGCAGCAGCGUGCGGCCCGCGCGCCUCGCGCCUUUGAGCUUCGCGGUCACCGUGCUCCCCUUGCCUUCCAGAACCGCGACAGGAAGCACAGGACGUACGUGUACGUGCUCAUCGUCACCGAGGUGCUGGAGGACUGGGAGGACUCUGUCAAUAUUGGAAGGAAAAGGGAAUGGUUUAAGAUAGAAGAUGCCAUCAAAGUUCUGCAGUAUCAUAAACCAGUGCAAGCCUCGUAUUUUGAAACCUUGAGGCAAGGUUGUCUGGCGAACAACGGCACUCCGGUCAUGACCACGACGUACUCCGAGGGCUCCGUGUCUGACAUCAGAUGACUGCAGACGGCCCCGGGAGAGCAGUUUGACAAACAGACUGAAACACGGAUUCCCCCCGCCCCUUUUUCACACGCCUCCUCUAUCAAACAAGGCCUGGGCAGCAGAGCAGGUGUUGAGAGUGCUACCGUUUAGUGCAAGGUGGGAUUUUUUUUUGUCGUUGUUGGCUUUUUUUGCUCUUUUGGAUAUGUAUUUUGUAAAAUACAUUUUGUGCAUGAAGUGCCCCGUCCCGUGACACCGCUUCCACGGCCUGGCCGGCGAGGCUGCCCCUUCUGCCUCUGCUGUGUUCUCGAGUGUCCCGUUUGUGUCAUCCCAGCCGUAGCCACUCUUUUUUUAAUUAAAAGACUCCGAAUGUGAGAUCAGCUCUUUAAGUCUUAGUCUGUACUGUCAGGUGCUGUUCAGACCUGUGUGGUGGUCACUUUCAGCGCGUAUGUAUAAACUUUUUUUAGAUGGAGAAUCUAACCUUUUAAUUUUGCGGGAAUUUUUUACUCCUGGUGUGCUUCCGCAAGGAAGGGUUCGUAACCGAGCUGUUUGCCUUCUGUUCUGUUUUCAAACAUCCGCGUUCUGUGACAGUGCUCGUGGCUGGGCCCGUUUGCUCCCAUCCAGUACCUCCUGGUUCAGUGCAGUGACACUCGAGGGCAGUUUGAGCACCUGCAGACAUCCCCGCUCCUUCUCCUGCAGCUUCUGCCAGUGUUGCCGCAUUUUCAUCAAAACAAAGAGGAGUUGGUCUUUAACACUUGGCCAAAAAUAAAUAGCCUCAGAAACGCUGCGGUAGAAACUGAAUCUCGUUGUCUGUGGUAGGAAUCGGGGAUUGAGAGCGGGGUCAAAGUCAGACAAACUGGAGCGUCGCUCACCGCUGCCGCCGGUCCCGCCGCGCUCUGCUGACGGCUCCUCUUGUCCACAUGCCUUACACCGAGCCGAACUGGAGACGUGGAAUUCGUGCUGACGCAUCGGAUUGUGCUCGCUGAGCGCUACUGCCCGGCCCCUCGGUUGGACAACCGUGCGUGUCCCUGAACAUGAGUCCUGGGGGAAAGGUUCAGGCGCCCAGUGUCUUGUCCUGUGGUUCUGCAGCACUUUGGUGGCACCACGGGCGCGCUCGAACGUUCAAGCUCCCUCGGCGCAGGCACGGCUGCCCGGGAGCAGGGCCGCCGCAGACCCGCCGCUCCGUAGGACCGUUCCCCCGAUGCAUUGGCACACUUCACUUUUUGUUGUUACUUUUAUUGAUGUAAGUCUCAUGCUGUCUUGAUUUGCCAACAGUGUUGUCUAGUUGGGAAGUGAAAUGGGAAGGGUUGGGGCUGGGGGGGUUGGGCAGGUACAAGUUUUGGGAGGGGCAUUAAUUAAUCCCUGGCUUGGGACAAGAAGUAGUUGCUGACUUCGGUAGCUUCUCCUUGUCAGAGCAUAGCCAAGAUGUGAAAUUAAAUCUGCAGUACUCUGGUUUUUUCUUUUUUCCUCCUCUUUAUUUAACAAAAAAAAAGUUCUAAUAAUACUCACUGUUCAGAGUUUUCUCUCUUCCCGAGGAGCACUUACAAUAUGAAAAUCUGAUAGAAAUAUCCAUGGAGCCCGGGACACGAGGGAAUGGUAUCCUUGCUGCCUUGGCAAGAGGCUGUUUGUUUCAGGAUCCUUUUCUGUUCCGCUCCCUGUUCUUGCUUUCAUCGGCGCGGGGCGGCAGCGGCAGCGCCAGGAGCAGUGCCAGUGGAGCCCGACAUGGAAAACCAUGCGUAAGGAAGAGCUGAGAGGAGUUAUUCAAGAACUGGCUUGAAACCACCAGUACCUGGAACUGAGCCUAAAUUGCACUAGUUCAGUUCACUUCAACUUAGAGACGAAUGUACAAUAAACACUGUCUUACUCUGCUGGUCGGCCUGAACCAAACUCUGCAAAGGGCUGGAGCGGAGCGCACGAGCAACGCGGCCGCCGUUGGAGCCGCGAGCGGCUCUCCCCGCGCCUGCCGCCUUCCGCCGCGUUCCGUCCUCUGCGCAGAUGGGUGUGUUGGAAACGCUGUGCAACAGACAGCUGGUACUCCUGAAAGAGUAACUGCAGUUUUAAUAUCAACAGCAUGCACACUUUUGUUUUUAAACUAAAAAUGUUUUUACAGGGCUGUUAAACUGACAAUUUAGGGUAGAAUAUUGUUAAUGACUUGCUAAUGGCUUAUUUGUUUGGGUCAGAAAAUAAAUUGUGCCAAGAAAGUG
Molecule: messenger RNA, 3347 nt
Organism: Columba livia (rock pigeon)
Lineage: Eukaryota; Metazoa; Chordata; Aves; Columbiformes; Columbidae
Gene: NUDT3
Product: nudix hydrolase 3
Exons: 5
Coding region: 523-1164 (213 amino acids)
Biological process (GO): diadenosine hexaphosphate catabolic process; diadenosine pentaphosphate catabolic process; adenosine 5'-(hexahydrogen pentaphosphate) catabolic process
Cellular component (GO): nucleus; cytoplasm
Molecular function (GO): bis(5'-adenosyl)-pentaphosphatase activity; diphosphoinositol-polyphosphate diphosphatase activity; endopolyphosphatase activity
Source: RefSeq, a predicted model, not a curated record